AUGGCAAAGAGGACAAGGACGCAGGUGAAGCAGGAACAAGAAGAUGCCGCACAAGAAGCUCAGCUGCACAGUCCUCCUCUAUCUACACGAUCCACACGAUCGAGCCGGGCAGUUAAAAAAGAAGAUUCAUCAUCCCCUAAGCGGAAGUCAGCCAGCAAGGCCAAAGUCAAAUGGGAGAGCAAGCAGAUUCUUCCGAGCCCAAGUGCUUCGACGAGCAGCCCUCAACCGUCACCAGAAGAAGCAUCUCCCAAGAAGAAACGCACGAAGAAGGAGCCACGCUCAGACGCGGAAGACCUCCAAGCUCGCAAACUAAAAUCCUACUCCCAAUAUGCGAACAAGUCUCCCUUCCUAACCUUCCCGCAUCCAACACCCACAGAAUGUCAUCUAGCCCUCAGCAUCCUCUCCUCCCUCCACGGCCCACGCCAACGGCCCGCCGCAUUCAUCGCACCCUCCAACGCCGCCGGCUGCGGCGACUGCCCCUCCGUUCUCGACGCCCUCGUCCGCACCAUCCUCUCCCAAAACACCAGCUGUACCAACAGCACGCGAGCAAAGCUGAGCAUGGACGAGGUCUACGGGCGCAGCGACGACUGGGAGGCCAUUGCCAAAGGCGGCAAAGCGAAGCUCGAGGAUGCCAUCCGAUGUGGUGGCCUGGCCGUUGUCAAGUCCAAGGUCAUUCUCAGUAUUCUCGAGCAAGUCCAUGCCAAGUAUGGAGAAUACAGCCUCGACCAUCUACAUGAUGCGUCAACAGACGACGCAUAUAAAGAAAUGCUGUCCUUCCAGGGUGUCGGCCCCAAGACGGCUUCGUGUGUGCUCCUCUUCUGUCUGCGGAGGGAAAGCUUUGCAGUGGAUACGCACGUCUGGCGGAUAGCCGGGUUGCUGGGUUGGAGGCCCAAGGAGGCGGGUAGAGAGGCCACGCAGGCGCAUCUGGAUGUCAGGGUGCCCGAUGAAGAUAAAUACGGUCUGCAUGUGCUGAUGGUGACGCAUGGGAAGAGAUGUGAUGAGUGUAAGGCUGGAGGGAAGAAUGUGGGCAAGUGUGAGUUGAGGAAGGCGUUUAGGGAAGGGAAGGCAAAUAAAGAUGAGGCGGUUAAGAAAGAAGAGGCGGAAAUUAAGGAUGAAGAAAUAGAAUGA
Molecule: messenger RNA, 1128 nt
Organism: Endocarpon pusillum Z07020
Lineage: Eukaryota; Fungi; Ascomycota; Eurotiomycetes; Verrucariales; Verrucariaceae
Exons: 1
Coding region: 1-1128 (375 amino acids)
Biological process (GO): base-excision repair
Molecular function (GO): catalytic activity
Source: RefSeq, a predicted model, not a curated record